Bemisia tabaci is the source of this 1086-nucleotide messenger RNA. NCBI's taxonomy places the organism in Eukaryota, Metazoa, Arthropoda, Insecta, Hemiptera, Aleyrodidae. The record is from RefSeq and is a predicted model, not a curated record.
AUGGCUGCAUCUGACAGUAUUACAAACUACACAACUGUUACAACUAUCGUCUUCUUUUUUUACAGGGGCGCUAAGUCUCGAGUCCGAUCCCGCGUCUUCAAAGAGGGAACCAGAGUCAUCUCCCAGGAGCCCGAUCUCCCAGACGAGGUCGAGCUAGCGAAGAAGUACGUCGGGAAGUACUUGUGCCACUGGUGCGGACGAGGCUUCGAGGAAGAACCGGAGCUCGCGAUCCACCUGAAGCGCCACGUCCGAGGCUUCAACGUCGUGCGGAACUCCCAGCGCGUGCCGAAGCCGCCCAAACCCCCGAAACCCAAGAAAACCCCCCUGGAAUGCGACAUCUGCAAGAAGAAGUUCUGGGACAAAGCGAGGCUGGAGAGGCAUUUCAAAGUGAACUGCCCGCUGGUGCCCGGGGGCAAGCCGCGGAAGCAGAGGGUGUCCCACAUGUCGUACCAGUGCCCCAUGUGCGAUUUCGUCUCGCCGAUCCGGACCGGGUUCACGAAGCACCUGCUGAUCGCCCACUCGGAUGCGAAGCCCUUCCAGUGCGAGAUGUGCGGGCAGGGCUUCAAAGCGAACAGGAAUUUGAGGCUCCACCAGCGCGUCGUCCACUCCGAGGAACGACCGUUCCAGUGCGAUCAAUGCGGCGACGCCUUCAAACUGAAAUCCAUUCUGAAGGACCAUUACAACUCCAUCCAUAACGAGGCCAGGCCGUUCCAGUGCGAGUUCUGCGAGAAGAAUUUCAAGGCGAGGAAUAAUUACGUGGCUCAUAGACGGAUCCAUCUCGACGAGAGGCCGUACCCGUGUGAUCUGUGUAGCUAUGCCUCCAGGGAGAGCUCCCAGCUGACCAGACACAAGCGGAAGAUCCAUAAGGUGACGCGGAAGAAUGAACCGCUGCCUCAGCCGGAGCCACCGAUGGAGCCUCCGCAAGAACCGGAGUCACCGGAGGUUGAUCUGUUCGCUGCGUUGAAAUUCGAUUAAUGUUGUCCUCGUUUAUUUGUUUUUAAGGUGAUGCCGCAAUCACGCGCUGAAUGUGGGAGCUGAAUGUGGCUUGAAUGUGGAAGUCAUUGGCCCGAUGCCUGAAUUUUCCGC